Molecule: messenger RNA, 330 nt
Organism: Cynocephalus volans (Philippine flying lemur)
Lineage: Eukaryota; Metazoa; Chordata; Mammalia; Dermoptera; Cynocephalidae
Gene: CLPSL2
Product: colipase like 2
Exons: 3
Coding region: 1-291 (96 amino acids)
Biological process (GO): digestion; lipid catabolic process
Cellular component (GO): extracellular region
Molecular function (GO): enzyme activator activity
Source: RefSeq, a predicted model, not a curated record
AUGGUCGCCGCUGUCGCGCUGCUCGCGGGCGUCCUUCUGCCGUGCUGGGGCGCGCUCUGGCAGAUUAAAAAGCCGAACGGGGAAAGGUGCUUCCACCACACUGAGUGCCUCAGUAACUGCUGCCUCAUGGACCUGGAUGCUGGGGGAGCCUUCUGUGCCCCCAAGGCCAGAAUAACCAUGGCCUGCUUGCCCCAGACCAAGGGCGCCACCAACAUCAUCUGCCCCUGCCAAGCAGGCUUGAAUUGCAUAUCCAAGGACCUGAUGUGUCCUCGCCGGUGCCAUAUGCUUUAGAGGAGGAUGCGGGCUGGUCACUGCUGCCUCUCCCUCCCA